Messenger RNA from Gavialis gangeticus (Gharial), 3276 nucleotides. RefSeq names its product hepatic lectin-like. Lineage: Eukaryota; Metazoa; Chordata; Crocodylia; Gavialidae. The record is from RefSeq and is a predicted model, not a curated record.
GGGCAGUGGCAGCAGCUUGGGUACCUCCAGCUCUGGGGCAGGGAACAGGGCACACAGCAGAGGUUCCUCCAGCAUGGGAAGGCAGCAGGGCCAGUGGAGAAGGAAGUAGGACUAUGGUAGUGCAGACAGGCUAAACAGCCAGAUGGUGACCAGGGCUGUAUCAGCCCUCGCUCACCCGCCUGCCGCUGCUCACCAUGUCCACUAGAACCCAAGGGCCUGGACUCUGGCAGGCCACACCCCAGGCUAUGUCCCCCAACUUCCAGUGGCCCACCAGUAGUCUAUGGACUGGAUGGAGUAGCUAUGUUUGACACCCCUGCUAUACUGCAUCCUUCUACAAGAAGUGUUCUUGACUUUUAGCAGCUGCAAAGCAAACAAAGAACUACACUUGUUUAUAAAAAUAACAUUCAUCACAUGCAUGAUGCCUGUUGCAUCAAUCAGGAUCAACAGCAACAGAGGCCCACUGAAAAUCCUGGUAUGUUGGGAUGAUCAGUUCUGACACUAUUUUAGUCUCUUCCAUACAUGGGUGUCUGAUUCAAGUGACAGUCUCCUGCAGGAAGUAUCCCUGCCAGAAACCUAUGUGAGGAUUUAAGGAAGGAGCCACAUACAGGUGCUGAAUUCCUGAAUUUCCAAAGUACCUUAGGCAAAUGUCCUGUCUCAGUAAAGCUUCCUGCCCCAGGUUGCUGUUGCUACAUGAACACCGGAUUUGCUAGCCAGCUUAUCUUCCCUGUUUCAGCCAAGCUGUCAGUUGGAAAGCUUCUUGUGCAAUCUCGAACAAGAGACCUGGAAGGCAAUGACCUUCAUGACAAAAUACUAGUUACUGCACAUCUUGGUAACUGCUCUUUGAGCACUGGCCUGAUGCAAGCUCUGUAGUUGUAUACAUACACAAAGGGAAAAACAUUGAUAAGUGCCCAGUCCUGCCUCAGUAAAGGUCUCAUGGCCUGUUGUAUUCAGCCUGUGGUAGCAGGUGUUCUGCCAACUCCAGAUUUGAAGCUCAAAUAAACGGUGGAUUCAAUCAUUGGUUCUUGUCUUAGAACUUCAGCAGUGUCCGGGCUCUUCAUUUAUGGCAAUUUAACACUCAAAUUAACAACAAUGAAAGCAAGAACACAGCAAAGUCAAACUCUACCCACAAGUCAGUGGGCAAGGCUGAGACUCCAAGAUCUGAAUGUUCUUUACAAACUUGUUUGUACAGAGAUGCUUGCAAAUCCGGCUGCAUGGCAUUAUUUCAUAUUUAUCGUUUGUGACUUCUUAGUUUUCCAGAGUCCUUGCAGAGCCUGUAAUUGCUAAGCACAAAGUGAUAGGGAACAGCAAUGGUAUGUUUUAUUAGUCAACAGGUGGAUACUUUUACCCCAUUCAUUUCUGGAGUUUGGCUAUCUCAGAAGUCAAAAGCUGUGCUGCCAGACUCACAGAUAUUGUAAGUACAGCUGUGUUGUCUGGCUCAGCAUCCUAUGACCCCGGGCAAGUUGCUUCCCACCUCUGUUUCCCUUCUCACAAGCUAUGUGUCUAUUUAGAAUGUGAGCCCUGUAACCUGUGACUGUCUCUGGCCAUUGCCUUCUGGCACAACAGGUCUCUGAUUGAUAUUGGGGUCCUAAAGUGCUACCACAAUUUGACUCGGCCAAUAGAAAUAGCCCAAAAAUAGCCAUGUAAUAACAAGCAGUGCAGCACCUGGCAUUAUUUUGUUGGAAGGGUGGCCUGACACUGCUGUGAUGAAACCUCACAAAGUUACACUGUGAGUAUGGUUCUUAAACACAUAAGCUGUGGCUCAACACCAAGACCCUUUGAGCUGGUGUGGGAGGUGGGUACCCCCUUGCCAUGAUCAUCUGAGCAAAGCCCAUGUGUUUGCUGUGUAAGCAGUCAGUUGGGACAUAGCCUAGGACACACUCUAGGCAUGUUUAGCAGUUGGUUUCCAAAGGUCAGGAGUGCUGCAGUCUUCUUCCAAAACAGGCUCAUCCUUCUGUUUUCCAAACUCAACUUCUAUGUUCACUCUGCCCUUUUACUUUACUUCGUCUGACUUUUUUUCAUGUGCCUAAGGGAAGCAGCUUCAGGAAUGGGGCCUCCUGUAUUUUCAUUCCUGUACAAUUUAAAAUCCACCAAAAGUUCUGAGGAAAAAAGGACAGGCCAGUUGUCUGGCAAAGAGGUCUCAGGCUGAAACCAGGCUGGACAUGGAAGGGAUCCAAAGUGCUACAGCUACCGAGCAAGCAAAUGGUCCACGUGGCCCCACACGUUCUGUCCAUACUCCAAGGCCAUACAGAGGCCCUCCCUCUGCCUUCCAGACACUGUUCACCAGAAUGGAUGAGGAAAGUUUUCAGGAUGAGCUGCACCUUUUUAAAGACAGAAACUUCCUCCAGCAAAAGCUGCGCUCCUUCUUCCCAGUCUACUUGCUGCUGGCGCUCUCUCUCCUGUUGACCCUGAUCCUGUUUGGGGUGUCACUCUCCAAAGUUUCAUCGGUUUCUUCUGAACUCCACAAGAAGCAAGCGCAGCUGAAACGGAACCAUUCCAGCCAGGACUACCAGUUGUUCCCUUGCGGGCCAGAGAGCAGAGAGUGGAGGUACUUCAAUGGGAAGUGUUAUUACUUCUCACUGCAAGAGAUGGACUGGGGCAAGGCGAAGAAGCAGUGCAAGGAGCUACACUCCCAGCUGGUUGUCAUUAACAACUUGGCUGAACAGAAUUUCCUUGCAUACAGGAUGCAAGGCAGGGAGCGCUACUGGCUUGGACUCACAGAUCUAAACACGGAAGGGAAAUGGGAGUGGAUCGACGGGACUGACUACAUGAACGGCUUCACGUUCUGGAAGAAAGGAGAGCCUAACGACAGUGGCACACGUGAGGACUGUGCCCACUUGUGGACCUUUGGAGAAUGGAAUGAUGUGUCCUGCACCUACGAGUGUCACUACAUCUGCGAGAAGCCUGUGCCGGCCUGAGCAGAGCUAGCAUGUGGCUCUCCCAACCCACACAUCAAAGUAGGAGUCUGUGCCAUCCCAGGGGCUGUGCUCUGCACCAAUGCUAUACCUGCCUCUCUGGCUACCCCUCCUUCCCUUCUCCCUUUUAUCUCUGCGUAUGUUCCUGUCCCCUCCCUUGCAGAUUACUGUCUUGGGAGGGGGAUGGACAAACAGAUUUUCAUUCUCCCAAAGAACCCAGAUUUUUCACAAAAAGCACUUUGGCAUGAUCCACAAGGCAGCUGGCUGGGAAUUCCCUGCUCAGCGAGUUGGGGUGGCUAGGGAGGGUCCUAUCGAUCUGUGCUGUUCAAGGACUCUGCCUAAUAAAGGUUUAUUACUGCUUGGG